This is a messenger RNA of Colletotrichum spaethianum, 1725 nucleotides long. RefSeq names its product serine/threonine-protein kinase plo1. The transcript has 2 exons. Bases 1 to 1725 code for a protein of 574 amino acids. Gene Ontology annotation, molecular function: ATP binding; protein serine/threonine kinase activity. The record is from RefSeq and is a predicted model, not a curated record. Gene Ontology annotation, biological process: peptidyl-threonine phosphorylation; peptidyl-serine phosphorylation. Lineage: Eukaryota; Fungi; Ascomycota; Sordariomycetes; Glomerellales; Glomerellaceae.
AUGGGAGACCGCCGGGUCCGCGGCUCGGAGGAGCCGUCGGAGGAAAAGACGGAACCAUUCUCACAGACCGAAAUCGACGCUCGCAUGAGGAGCAUCCGCGUUGAGGAGCCCUACGAGCUUGUCCAGGCCGAUCCAGUGCCGCUCGAUAAGCUGCGCGUCGAGGAGCACCACCACGAGCAGGGCAUCCGCAUCCUCGUGCGGCCCCUCACCCGGAGCCGCUCCGUGAGCCCUGGCAACUACAAUUGCCAGUGGCUCGCCCUUCGCGCUGAGGUCGCGUCGGAGCAGGAGCCUCAGCACAAGGUCCUUGCCGUCUCCCAGACGUCCAGGGACAUCAAGUUCUCCGUGCGCAUACCACCAGAGCGGCUCGACGACGAUACCCCGCGCCCGCCGCUGUGGUGCGAGCUCUACUACGAUCCGGCCAGCGACAACCAGAUCCUGCUGAACCGGUCAGAAGUGCCCAUCUCAUUAACCAGAAUCUCCGACGGCCCUGCUUCCACCGCCAGCUGGGGUGUCAAUCCCGGAACCCCCAAGGCCCUGUCACCAGGCACCUGGAGGAUCAACGUCCGCGACAUAGAAGUGCUCGACUUCAGGAUCUUGGAAAAGCGGCCUGCCUUCUUCAAGCAGGCCGAGCCUGCCGGAAAAAACGAGCUCGCUUCCAGCUCAAGUUCAGACGCCCUGAAUGCUUCCGGCAAGCGGUCCUUUACCGCCGACGAUGGGGGCUGUCGGUCCGAGAAGAAGGCGCGCACCACAGAGGAGGCUGGUGUAGCGAAGAAGGACAAGGAAGACGGCGUCAUCAUGUUCCUUAGACCGGCCGCCGAGCCUCUUGUUUUCCCCCUACCGACCGAAGCAAAGAGCAGAGAGGUAUUGGCCACCAGCGGUCAAGCCCUGCUGGACAUGCAACGAGAGGAAACCGUAGUGAUCCCGGGCGGCUGCGAGAUCGACGAGUAUACUGUUACCAAGCGCGACCAGAUCGCCUCCACGGCGCUCUCGUCCGUCUUCACCGCCGAGCACUCCAACGUGCCCGACGGCAUCGUUACCGUCAAAGUCCUCAAGACCCGCUCGGCGAACCCCAGCUCCAAGCCCCAGGACAACGAGCGCAACGUCAUCCGCCAGGCCGACAUGUGGCUGCGCGAGUACCAGAGCCAGGACGAUCUGCACCACGAGUCCAUCGUCAAGCUCUACGGUGGCGACGCCCGUUACCUCUCGCUCUACAUGGAGCACGUCGACGCAAAGGACCUCUCCGCCAAGGGCGUGUGGCGCAACCACGUCGACCACAGCUUCCUCGGCACCCGCGCCGACGCUUUCGCCAUCAUGCGCGACAUCAGCGGCGCCCUGAACUACCUGCACAGCAAGCACCUCGUGCACAACGAUAUCAAGCCCGCCAACAUCCUCUACUCGCCCACCCGCGGCGCCGUGCUCUGCGACUUUGGUCUGUCAACGCACACCAGCGGCCCCGUGACGACGGGUGGGACGCCGUACUACAUCCCGCCCGAAUUCAUCGGCAAGAAACUCCGCGGCCCGCCGUCGGACGUCUGGGCGCUGGGCGUGACGAUGCUCUACGUCCUUGGCAAGAUCCCCUUCCCAGACGCGCGGUCGAGGAAGGGCAACAACAAGCCUGCGCUGUACUGGAUGAUCGCCGACGUCAACCGCGCGCCGACGCAGCAGCAGCAGCAGCGGCCGGGCCAGCCAGAUGAUCUGAUUAUUGUUUGUGAUUUUGCAUCAUGA